This is a messenger RNA of Prunus mume (Japanese apricot), 2314 nucleotides long. RefSeq names its product ubiquitin-specific protease 24 (gene UBP24). The record is from RefSeq and is a predicted model, not a curated record. NCBI's taxonomy places the organism in Eukaryota, Viridiplantae, Streptophyta, Magnoliopsida, Rosales, Rosaceae. Gene Ontology annotation, biological process: protein deubiquitination. Gene Ontology annotation, molecular function: cysteine-type deubiquitinase activity. Gene Ontology annotation, cellular component: nucleus; cytosol.
AGAACCGCAACAAAGAAACCUAUUCCUGUACCGACCCAUAAACCUAACCAGCACUCUCUCUCUCUCUCUGUGCAGUCGAUGUUAGGGUUUGUUGAGGGGGUUCUUGAAGGUGAAAGAGAGGGUUUCUUCGUUAAAUGCUCUCUCCCUUCGACAAUCUCUCAGUUCCCUCUCUUUUCAUGUCUUCAAUCGACGUCUUUCUCUUCUCCUCUGCUCCUUCAGGGCCUUACAAAACCCUAAUUCUUGGUUUCGGUUCCGACGUUUUUCACAUACUUCUUCCUCAUUCUCAAUCCUCUCACAGGAAAAAUUCGUGCUUUUCGUUAGGUGUUUCUGGGAUUUCCAAUUCGGUUCUGUGCGCAAAAUGAGUGAUUCUAAGCUAUUCGUUUUUGGGUCAUUCUCUGAAGACGAGACCAGGUCAUUGCUGCAAAAGCAAUCACCUGGGAAGGCUGAAAAGCCUGUGGAAAAGAAUAUAUUGCAGUUUGGGUCUAUAAAUUUUGUUACUAAAAUAUCUUCGGGUGAAUCUAAUGGUGAAUCAAGCAGACCACAAAAUUCUGUGAAAGGGCUCAGCAAAGUUCAGCCUUUCACUUCACUUAAUAAGCAGAAUGAAGUGGAGGCUGUAAAAGCAGCAAAUGACAGUUUACCAGCAUCUUUAACUACUCCUAUAGAGAAUGGAUGUACUGAUAAUUAUAAAAAUGGUUCUGCCCAUAGUAAUGGUGUGAAAGAGGCGACAAAGGAUAAUAUUGAUGUAGCUUCAUUACCUUUAUCCAAUAACGAAGGUGGUCUCUCCAAUCAAUUUUCAAGUCUGGAAUUGCAGAACAGAGAGCAGAAUGGUUGUGUUGAUGAUUUAUCAGCUUCUAAGGUAAAGGGGGAACUACAGAAGUGUUUGAAUGGGCCUGUUGCAGUUUCUACAGUCUUGUUGCCUCGUGGUUUAAUCAAUUCAGGGAAUCUGUGCUUUCUCAAUGCAACGCUACAGGCUCUUCUAUCCUGUUCUCCUUUUGUUCAGCUUCUGCAGGAAUUGAGAACUCGCAAAGUGCCUAAGGUUGGCUAUCCAACAUUGGGUGCAUUUGCAGAGUUCGUCUCUGAAUUUGACAUGCCUAGUGGUUCAAGUUCAAAGAACAAAGAUGCAAGUGUUCUUGUGACUGGUAGGCCUUUUAGCCCUGCCAUGUUUGAAGGCGUUCUUAAAAAUUUUACUCCAGAUGUACCAACUAGCAUCUCGGGCAGGCCAAGACAAGAAGAUGCUCAGGAGUUCCUUAGCUUCAUUAUGGAUCAGAUGCAUGAUGAAUUACUUAAGCUUGAAGGACAGCCCUCGAGUAUUAAUGGGCGCAAAUCAUCUCUAGUAUCUUCUGCAGAAGAAGAUGAAUGGGAGACGGUUGGCCCUAAGAAUACAUCUGCAGUAACCAGGACACAGAGUUUUGUUCCUUCAGAAUUAAGCGAUAUUUUUGGAGGACAAUUGAAAAGUGUGGUGAAGGCAAGAGGAAAUAAAGCUUCUGCUACUGUUCAACCAUUUUUAUUGCUCCACCUUGAUAUUUACCCUGAAGCUGUUCGUACUAUCGAGGAUGCACUCAAGUUGUUUUCUGCACCAGAAACUCUUGAGGGGUAUCGAACAUCAGCAGCUGGGAUGGCUGGUGUUGUAAGUGCUAGUAAAUCAAUAAAGAUACAGACACUUUCAAAGAUAAUGAUCUUGCACUUGAUGCGUUUUGGUUAUGGAAGCCAAGGAAGCACUAAGUUGCAUAAGCCUGUGCAUUUUCCACUUGAGUUGGUGUUGGGUCGUGAAUUGCUUGUUUCUCCAACUACUGAGGGUCGAAAAUACAAACUUGUUGCUACAAUAACUCAUCACGGGAGAGAGCCCUCGAAGGGGCAUUAUACAACUGAUGCUCUUUAUACCAAUGGUCAGUGGCUACGCUUUGAUGAUGCAUCUGUCACUGCAAUCGGAACCGGCAAAGUAUUGCAUGACCAGGCAUAUGUCCUCAUCUACAAACAAUUGUAAAAGGGCAGUUUGGGACAAGUAAUGUGUUGCAUUACCAGGCUUAUGUCUACAAGCAAUUGUCGAAUAUAACCGAGCAGUACUGACUUCCCAUUGAGAGAGACCUAUCCCGUUCAUGUAAUGUGUUGACCUCACUUGGAAUCGUAUCUCGUUCCGUGGGUCGAUGCUAUAAACUUGCCUACAAUUCCCAUACGGGGGUGGUGGCUAGAGAAAAUGGCUGUAACAAUUCUUUUUAACUUAUGUCUAGUGCAGCGGUUUUCAGUUGUUUUAUGAUGUAAUAUAUAUGGAAGAUGUUGCUGAUAUGCUAUAUUUAGUGAAUGCUUUCAUGUUAUA